This is a messenger RNA of Colletotrichum spaethianum, 762 nucleotides long. RefSeq lists its product as uncharacterized. Bases 1 to 762 code for a protein of 253 amino acids. NCBI's taxonomy places the organism in Eukaryota, Fungi, Ascomycota, Sordariomycetes, Glomerellales, Glomerellaceae. The transcript has 2 exons. The record is from RefSeq and is a predicted model, not a curated record.
AUGGCCAAUGCUCCAGCUCAGCCUGCGCAGGCACCAAUCCGAAACGUACAAAAUCCAAGACCGGGCCAAGUGAAAUCACCGGGACAGCCAGUGUCAACUUCCAUCCCGCAACGCCUCUCCGCGAUUGCCAAAGAGGUAUACUGGUGUAUGGACGAGAUCUUUAGUGAGCCCAAAGAGACCUGGCUACGUCCUGUUGCAGGCGACGCAGACAUUACGGAUGAAAAGUUCUACGAGCUCACAAACCGCGCUCUUGAUAAAGCCAGAGGGGGCCUGAUGAAAGACUGGUUGUUGAAACGUCUUUCGUGGAAGCGUUGCUUUCACAUAGUCAAGACCAACAGAGACCAAGUGCUGCUAGGACAGAUCGAACUGCCGCCACAGGAGCACCUCGAAUACGAACACGGCAUGCUGACUCCCGAAGAUGUCCACAUGAAGCUAGCUGCAGUACAAAUGGUGGCCGGUCUGAUGGACCCAAAGACCGCUCGUGGGGAGAAGACUGUGAUGACCAUGCUCCCCAAGAAGAAAAUACCGCCAAACUUCAAGAGGGAGAUGGGAAUGUGCGGUUGGGGCAUCUACGCGCAAAUGGGCUUCUCGGUCAAGAAGAUCCUCUGGUGGCUCAUUUUUUGCAUGAUUUCGAUGUCGAUAUUCGCUGCUGUUUGGUUGGUAUGCAUCAACAGCACAGAUCUGCAAAACGCCUUCAUGCCGGCGACGAUUGUGCUCACUCUGUUCACGAUUGUUUUGGGAGUAGCCCAGAGUUUGGGCUGA